AUGCGCCCAAUCCCAAGGUUGGCAUUUCGCCCAUACGUUUGCCCAUCUUGCCGAAAUGGCAUUGGUGCUAGUCGACGAAAAUUCGGCACACAACAAGCUCAAUCUCCCGAUAUCUACGAUGUAGUCUGUGUCGGAGGUGGACCGGCCGGUCUGGGGCUGCUUGCUGCACUAAGGGCCUCGCCUGUCACAUCAAAGCUGAAGGUCGCCCUCGUCGAAAGCCAGGACCUCAGCAAAGCACGUGGGUGGAACCUCGACUCCAGCAAGUUCUCCAACCGAGUCAGCAGCUUGACCCCAUCGUCUGUUGCCUUUCUGCAGAAUAUUGGUGCAUGGGAGCACCUAGACACGGAUAGAGUGCAGAAUUAUCAGGAGAUGCAGGUGUGGGAUGGAGAGACUGGUUCGCGAAUAUCCUUUGAUAGGUCUUCGGAGACACCUGCGUUUGAGGAUUUGCAGACCGUUGCUACCAUGACCGAGAACGCUAACCUUGUGCGGGGUCUGCUGAGCCGCAUUGAAGCGUCAGGGGAUGAGAACCUGACCCUAUUUUCUAAUCAUACUGUUGCAUCAAUCGAAAAUGGAUCCGAUCUCCAGGAAGGACCUGAUCUGUCAGCUUGGCCUAUUCUUUCUGUGAAGCCGACAGGGCCCGGCGCCGAGACAAUCGCACCGUCCCGGAUUGCUGCCCGGCUUCUUGUUGGCGCAGAUGGGAUCAACAGUCCUGUGCGCUCGUUCGCCGACAUCCCUACCCAGGGUUGGGACUACAACCGCCAUGGCAUUGUGGCAACACUCGCACUCGAAGACCUUGAUUUUUCAAAAUUCAGCGCAAACACUCAUACAGCCUACCAGCGCUUCUUACCCGCACUCGGUGGACCCAUCGCUUUACUCCCGCUUCCUAACAACCAUGCAACCCUAGUAUGGUCUACACGCCCUGAGCACGCCGCAUACCUGAAAUCUCUUCCCACGCCGGCUUUCAUUGCCAUGGUCAACGCGGCCUUCACUCUCUCUAUGACAGACCUCUCCUAUAUGAUGGGCAUUUCAAACUCGUCUGAAUCGACAUCGCACGAAGACGAGCUCAACUGGCGCCUCCAGCAUACUCCGCAACCAUCUCACAUCCCACCCAAAGCCAUUGGAGUGCAAGAAGGAACUGUUGCCUCGUUCCCACUUCGCUUCCGCCACGCAGCCCAGUACAUAUCUCCUCGUGUUGCCCUCGUCGGUGACGCAGCUCACGUCAUUCACCCGCUUGCUGGCCAAGGCCUGAAUCUCGGGUUGGCAGAUGUUGCCGCUUUGUCGCGCACUAUCGAGUAUGCCGUGAGUCAUGGCAUGGACAUUGGCGAUAUCCUUACGCUAGAGCGAUACUCGUCUGAGCGGUAUUUGCCAAAUGCCAAGAUUGGCGGUGCCUGCGAUUUGCUGCAUAAAUUGUACUCCGUUCCCGGACAAGGACCUAUUACUUGGGCCCGCAGUCUAGGCCUAGAGGUUAUUGAUCGGUUGCCAUUUGUUAAGUCCUUCUUGAUGAAGAAUGCAGAGGGGUACUGA
Penicillium odoratum is the source of this 1524-nucleotide messenger RNA. RefSeq names its product putative ubiquinone biosynthesis monooxgenase (Coq6). The coding region runs from base 1 to 1524 and encodes 507 amino acids. Gene Ontology annotation, molecular function: FAD binding; 2-octaprenyl-6-methoxyphenol hydroxylase activity; oxidoreductase activity, acting on paired donors, with incorporation or reduction of molecular oxygen, NAD(P)H as one donor, and incorporation of one atom of oxygen. Gene Ontology annotation, biological process: ubiquinone biosynthetic process. The transcript has 2 exons. NCBI's taxonomy places the organism in Eukaryota, Fungi, Ascomycota, Eurotiomycetes, Eurotiales, Aspergillaceae. Gene Ontology annotation, cellular component: mitochondrion. The record is from RefSeq and is a predicted model, not a curated record.